Messenger RNA from Acanthaster planci (crown-of-thorns starfish), 1964 nucleotides. Its product is annotated as ceramide-1-phosphate transfer protein-like. Gene Ontology annotation, molecular function: ceramide 1-phosphate transfer activity; ceramide 1-phosphate binding. Gene Ontology annotation, biological process: intermembrane lipid transfer; ceramide transport. The record is from RefSeq and is a predicted model, not a curated record. Gene Ontology annotation, cellular component: membrane; cytoplasm; cytosol. NCBI's taxonomy places the organism in Eukaryota, Metazoa, Echinodermata, Asteroidea, Valvatida, Acanthasteridae.
AUGUUCAAUAACUGAGAACCAGUAAACAGUCAACCAGCCGCAGGUCAAGGUUAAGUAAGACACAGCUGCAUGUGCAUUGUGAUCACGGCCCCAAAAUUCCGGAUACAAUUCAGGCCUGUUUUCUGCAACAAUGGCUGGGAAAGAACUGUUUGAUUUUAAGCAUUUGUUAGAGGAAUUUACGGCCUCUAAGACACCAGAAAAUCACAUUUUGAUGGACCGUUAUGUGAAUGCUUUUAACGACUUAUCGAGGUUCUUUGUUCUUCUGGGCACCGCCUUUGGCUUUGUCUCCAAGGACAUCAACGAGAAGGUAGGCAUCCUGAAGGCCCACCGGGCUGAAAACCCAGACCACUUUGCCACCAUCCAGUCCAUGGUGGCCUACGAGGUGGCCAACGACCUGACUCAGGCUAAGACCAAAUCAGGGCUCCUGUCGGGCUCCCGCACCCUGCUUCGCCUCCACCGCACCAUGGACUUCGUGGCCAAGUUCCUGGGGCGGCUGAAGGACAUGAAGGAUGAGGAGUACACGAGCAAGGCCGCUUCGGAGGAGUACUCCCAGUCGCUGGCCAAGUUCCACCCCUGGAUGAUCCGGAAGGUGGCGGGCGUGGCUAUGUACACCCUGCCCACCCGGGGCGUCUUCGUCCAGAAGUACUGCAAGCAGGAGAAAGAGGAACUGGAGACACUGGUCGGUCCAACGGCCGCGAUUAUGACCGAGAUUUACGACAUUACACAACAGCUGUAUGCCGAUAAUAAUAUUCUAGACCUUCCUUAACCUCGGUUUCUCCUGGGGAGAACAGUUUCACACAGCAGAAAAUUCCGUGUAGUAAUUUUAAGAAGCUUAGGUAGAAAUCCGCUGGAAACGAGUCGCCAACACUACAAACCACAUUUGGCAGGAUUUGGAUUAAUAUUUAAACUGGCAUGGCUGUGGGCCAGGCAAUCAUGAGUCAAGUUCAAGCAAGAAACACAAACGAUAAUUGCACAUUAUCGGGGGGAGUCGGGUUGGCGUAGUGGUUCUUUCUUCGCCUUCCACCUCCGUGGCCCGGGUUCAAUUCCCGCCAUGGUCCAUGGUCCUUGCCUCAGGUUUCUUCAGGCUUGCGAGCUACAGUGCCGAGUGCAAGCUUGAUACCACUAGAAAGGCACAGAAUGGUGUGCUUCCAUAUACCAGCAAAGGCAAUACGGCCGUUUCACAAUAGUGUGCCACUAAGAGGUUGCAACGCAUUGGUCAAUUACAAUGCGCGGAAUUUUUCGACCCAUUGCGCGUUUGGAAAAGGUCGACAAAUUUUGCCUGUUCUGAUUGGCCGAUGCAUUACAAACUCUUGGUGGUGCACUAUUGUGAAUCGAUCGUAUUGUGUUUUCAACUGAAAUAUGCUCUACAAUAUAAAUGUAAUUUGAUUUCUGGUUAUUUUAACGCACAGAAUCUUAAGUUUUUGCUCAGGAAGUUCAACUUGAAUUUGGGAAGUGUUUCUGAAUUGGGCAUUUUUCGUAAAUGGGGCAUUUAUCCCAAUUUAGGCAGAGUUCCAAAUUUGAGCAGUGUGAAAGAGGAUCCAAAUGUCAGCCCCAUCAACCAUCAUUUGGUGCGAUUCAUUUAUAAUCACCGAUGUAGCAGAUUAUAUUUAAAAGUUAAUAGCCAUGUCAGCAAGUAGACGAUUCAUAGUUAUGUCUGUAGCUAGUCAAUGUUUAAUGCAAGAAAUAGAAAUAUUGUACCUGUUGGCCUUUUAUUUUUAUAUAAAAAAUGAUGUGUAAGACGUAUGGUUUUUGAAGUCACAACCUCAGCAGACAGCGGUGGUGCGAAUUUAGUGAUUUUUCUGAGUUCCGGAAAAAAAUCAUGUGUCCACUUAACAAUUAAUGUCGAUCAAAAUACAUCAUGUUUUAAUUAAGCUUUUAUGCAAAUAAAAUUAAUGGUGGAAAAAGAAAAAUAAAUCAAUUGUUCUUCGGGUUUGACUUUCCCUUUUUAUGCUGUACAGGAUCCG